Molecule: messenger RNA, 915 nt
Organism: Sphenostylis stenocarpa
Lineage: Eukaryota; Viridiplantae; Streptophyta; Magnoliopsida; Fabales; Fabaceae
Source: the annotation of a GenBank genome assembly
AUGAUGGGUCUUCAUCAGGAUGCUACCAACUCAGGUCUUCAGCUUAUUCUAGGAUUAGCUCUCACAGCCACCCCGGAAGACUCCAUCACUCCGUCACCACCAUCCAUUUCCAACAACCCUGAUCAUCAUCAUCAUCAUCAUCAUCAUCUUCCAACACUUAGGCCAAACUCCUACUCCUCUAAAUCCAGUUUCGUCACUUCAAGUAACUCCGAGGCUGAGCCAUCACUAACGUUGGGCCUCUCUCAUGAGAGUUACCGGCAGCAGGUGGUGAAACUCCCCAGAAACAUAGGACACAACAAAGUCUCCUCUGAGGACCCUCUUGAACAGACUUCACCUCACAGCGCUAUCUCCUCCUUCUCCAGUGGCAGGGUCAAGAGGGAGAGGGAUAUUAGCUGUGAAGAAGUGGAUGCAACAGAGAUAGAGAGGGUUUCUUCAAGAGCCAGCGACGAAGAAGAAGACGGCCCCACCGCCAGGAAGAAACUUAGGCUUACCAAAGAACAAUCCGCUUUGCUAGAAGAAAGCUUCAAACAACACAGCACGCUCAAUCCUAAACAGAAGCAAGCUUUGGCGAAGCAGUUAAGUCUUCGGCCUCGACAAGUGGAAGUGUGGUUCCAGAACCGUAGAGCCAGAACAAAGCUGAAGCAGACAGAGGUGGACUGCGAGUUCCUAAAGAAGUGUUGUGAAACAUUAACAGACGAGAACAGAAGGUUGCAGAAGGAGUUGCAAGAGCUGAAAGCACUGAAACUGGCUCAGCCCCUGUACAUGCCUAUGCCUGCGGCAACCCUCACCAUGUGUCCCUCUUGUGAACGUCUCGGUGGAGGCGUCGGGGGUGGCGCUUCCCCUAAGACACCCUUCUCCAUGGCUCCUAAACCUCACUUCUUCAACCCCUUCGCCAAUCCUUCUGCAGCAUGUUGA